Molecule: messenger RNA, 798 nt
Organism: Paramecium pentaurelia
Lineage: Eukaryota; Ciliophora; Oligohymenophorea; Peniculida; Parameciidae
Source: the annotation of a GenBank genome assembly
AUGAAUGUGAGAUUAGGAAUGGUAAGAUGGGUGAAUGAAAAAUGCCCAUAAAUGAAGGUUAGCAAUAUUGAAAGCAUGUCUGAUGGAAGACAUUUCUUAUGUUUACUAAGAAGAUACUUUCCAGAAAUAGAGGUUCCAUAAUUUAAAAAAAAUUAAACAAUAGUUUCUCGUAUAGAAACUCUUACAUAAGUAGCUCACUAUUGUUCAAAACUAGACAAUUCAAUUAAGAUUGAUGUUUUGAGAAUAGCAAAUAAGGAGUCUAAUAUGAUUCUAAAUUUACUAAAAUUUAUAAAAUCAAUUCUAGAUAAAACUCCAAUAAAAAUAUAAAAUAUCAAGGAAGAAAUUCCUACAAUAAUUAAAGAUUAGAAUAAAGAAUGCCAAAAAAUACAUGAGGAGAUUGUGAUAAUUCCAAUUCCAAAAAAAUAAACAGUUGAUUAAGAAAUAUAAACAAUUGAAAUUUAAGAAGUGAAACCUUUACAAGUUUUAUAAGAAAAAAUAAAAAAAAUAUUAUAAUCUAAAUUGUAGUAUCCUUAUUUAGAAUUAGAAAUACUUUAAUUGUUAGAAAAAGAUAAGGAAGUUGCUAAUCUCUAACUAUAUUAUUAAAUUAAGGCAUCUAGAACAAGUAUGAAGCCAUCAAAACUCACAGAAUUUAUGUCAAUUCAUAGUAGUUAGUUUUAUAAUAGAGUGGAAUAGAAUUUACUUGAACCUGAAUAAUUUUUUGAUUAGAAUUUAGCAAGCAAAAAGAGUGUAUGUGAUGAUAGUUUCUUUCAAGUUAGUGAUGAAAAAUAACAAUAUUGA